Pistacia vera is the source of this 1265-nucleotide messenger RNA. RefSeq names its product short-chain dehydrogenase TIC 32, chloroplastic-like. NCBI's taxonomy places the organism in Eukaryota, Viridiplantae, Streptophyta, Magnoliopsida, Sapindales, Anacardiaceae. The transcript has 8 exons. The coding region runs from base 53 to 1066 and encodes 337 amino acids. The record is from RefSeq and is a predicted model, not a curated record.
CAAUCGCUCAGUAGCCAGAGAUUCUUCAACUGUAAACAAAGAAGAAUCGAAGAUGCUCGACACUGUGAAGUACCUUAUCGGCGCAGCUGGCGCCAGUGGCUACGGCUCUAAGUCCACCGCCGAGGAAGUCACCGACAACUGUCCUGAUUUGCGAUCCAUUACCGUCAUCAUUACCGGCGCCACGUCAGGGAUAGGAGCCGAGACGGCUCGGGUGUUGGCCAAGCGAGGCGCGAGACUGGUGCUACCGGCUCGGAGUCUCAAAGCUGCUGAGGAGGCCAAGGCGCGUAUCACGUCCGAGUGUCCCGGUUCGGAGAUUGUUGUUAUGGCUCUUGAUCUUAGCUCUCUCAAGUCCGUUAGAAACUUCGUUUCAGAGUUCGAGUCUCUCAACUUACCUCUCAAUCUCCUCAUAAACAACGCUGGCAAGUUUGCACACGAGCAUGCAAUAUCUGAAGAUGGAAUCGAGAUGACCUUUGCCACUAAUUAUCUAGGUCAUUUUCUACUGACUAAACUCUUACUAAAGAAGAUGAUUGAAACUGCAAAAGAGACGGGCGUUCAAGGCCGAAUAGUGAAUGUAUCAUCCAGCAUCCACACUUGGUUCGCCGGCGAUAUGAUCCGAUAUCUCGCACAGAUAUCGCGAAACAAAAGUCAUUACGAUGCGACACGUGCUUAUGCUCUCUCGAAGCUCGCUAACGUUUUGCACACCAAGGAGCUUGCUCAGAGACUCAAGCAAAUGGAUGCCAACGUGACUGUGAAUUGUGUUCAUCCUGGGAUCGUGAGAACCCGUCUCACUAGAGAACGAGAAGGCUUUCUCACAGAUCUUGUAUUCUUCUUGACCUCAAAGCUUUUGAAGACCAUUCCUCAGGCUGCUGCUACGACCUGUUAUGUUUCUGUUCAUCCGAGACUUGAAGAUGUUUCUGGAAAGUAUUUUGCGGAUUGCAACGAAGCUUGGACGUCAAAAUUGGGAUCCAACUCAAAUGAAGCUGCAAGAUUAUGGGCCAUCUCUGAACUUUUGGUUUCUACAGACCCUAAAGAAGUCCUUGAUAUCAACGCAAAGCCUUGGAUUUAAAAAGACAUUUAAAUUUAGAAACUACGAGAGAGAAUGAAGUCUUAGUUGUACAUGAUCAAGGAAGGGAGAUCAGAAAUAUAUAUACUUAUAUAGUAUAGAUAAACACAAUGCAUACAAAUAUUUAGAUGAGUAUAAUUAGUAAUGAAGAUAAGAGAUAAUUAAUUAAUUAGAUAAACAGCUUAAAAAUAUAGGUGGUUUG